CGAAAGUCGAAAACGCUAUUAGAGUGCACGGAGUGACAAACCAAAAAAAAAUAAAAAAUCUUGACUGACUUAGUUGACGUUGACAUUGACGUUCUUCCUUUCGUUCCUGUUCAAAAUAAGGAUCGGUAAACAAUGGGUCGUGUAAUCCGAGCACAGAGAAAAGGUGCUGGGUCUGUAUUCAAGUCCCACACGAAAAAGAGGAAAGGGGCGCCCAAAUUGCGUUACUUGGACUUUUCCGAAAGACAUGGCUACAUCAAGGGUGUCGUUAAGGACAUUGUUCAUGAUCCCGGCAGAGGAGCACCUUUGGCUUUCGUACAUUUCCGUGACCCUUACAAAUUCAAGACACGUAAAGAAUUGUUCAUCGCCCCCGAAGGAAUGUACACUGGACAAUUUGUCUACUGUGGCAAGAAAGCCAAUUUGCAAAUUGGAAAUGUAUUGCCAGUAGGAACCAUGCCCGAAGGUACCAUUGUGUGUAACCUUGAAGAAAAAACUGGUGACAGAGGCCGUUUGGCUCGUGCCUCUGGUAACUACGCCACUGUAAUUGCCCACAACCACGACACAAAAAAAACCAGAGUCAAGUUGCCUUCAGGCGCCAAAAAAGUAAUCCCAUCCAACAACAGAGCCAUGGUUGGUAUCGUAGCUGGUGGAGGUAGGAUCGACAAACCCAUCCUGAAAGCCGGUAGGGCUUAUCACAAGUACAAGGUGAAGAGGAACUGCUGGCCUAAGGUUAGAGGUGUUGCCAUGAACCCCGUCGAGCAUCCUCACGGAGGUGGUAACCAUCAACACAUUGGUAAAGCUUCUACUGUUAAGAGGGGUACAUCCGCUGGUCGUAAAGUCGGUCUUAUUGCUGCUAGAAGAACUGGUCGUAUUCGUGGUGGUAAGGUUGAAACUAAGAAGGAAGAUUAAGCAGUAUAUUUUUUAAGAAAUAUAUUGGUAUUUUAUAAGGUUACCUAUUUUGAUGUUUUUUUUUUUAACUAUAUUUUCCCAUUUUCCUUUAUCCUUUCUCAACAAAGCUAAUAUUAUUAUAUA
Messenger RNA from Ceutorhynchus assimilis (cabbage seed weevil), 1029 nucleotides. Lineage: Eukaryota; Metazoa; Arthropoda; Insecta; Coleoptera; Curculionidae. The record is from the annotation of a GenBank genome assembly.